Messenger RNA from Sphaerodactylus townsendi, 2337 nucleotides. It is a transcript of the gene IRF1, whose product is annotated as interferon regulatory factor 1. Gene Ontology annotation, biological process: immune system process; regulation of transcription by RNA polymerase II. The transcript is spliced from 11 exons. Gene Ontology annotation, molecular function: RNA polymerase II cis-regulatory region sequence-specific DNA binding; DNA-binding transcription factor activity, RNA polymerase II-specific. The record is from RefSeq and is a predicted model, not a curated record. Gene Ontology annotation, cellular component: nucleus. Bases 658 to 1593 code for a protein of 311 amino acids. NCBI's taxonomy places the organism in Eukaryota, Metazoa, Chordata, Lepidosauria, Squamata, Sphaerodactylidae.
GACGGCCAGGCAGAGGCGACGUCGAAGGCGGGGCGGUUACUCGGUCGCCAGAAAUACCUGGAACUACCCGCAAAGCCCAAAACGGUACCAGGAAGGCGGCCGAGGAGUUCCCCGCGAGACCCCACCCCCGCCGCGUUCUUCGAAACUACUUCCCGCGCGCUCAGGCCGCAGACGCUGCCCAGUUUUCGCGCCUCGCGACGUCACAUGAAAGGCCAAUGAGGACGGAAGCGGCACCUCUCGCGUGCUUGGAUUGGAGGAGAGUGCGUUCGAAGAGAGGUUGAAGUUCAGUACUUUAAGUCCUCACGGCACUUCCGGUAUGGAGUCGAAGCCUUGCUGGUCAACCUUUUCCAGCCUGUGACUUCAAGAAGGCGGAAGGGAUUACUACUUUGUGUUGAGACGGCGUCGCCCCGCGAUGACGUUCGAGACCAUCUUUGCUUCUUGUUUCUCGGGCUGAAAGCAAGAUCUUGUUCAUAGAAAGCACUCGAGAAAUCCCGGCGUUUGCGCUGUCAGAUCAUAGCGACGACAAAGUCCUCACUUAGGCCCCUCCUACCAUCACCGCUAGGAUACAAAUCUUGUGCUUAGAAAUAUUUUAAUAUUACGUUUAAACUGUCGAUAAUUCACAGUCCACUCUGAUGAUGCAACAAGAUAAGAGCCAAAAUGCCACAACCAAGAAUGCGCAUGAGGCCAUGGCUGGAGAUGCAGAUUAAUUCAAAUAAGAUUCCAGGACUUGUGUGGAUCAACAAGGAAGAACAGUUAUUCCAGAUUCCAUGGAAACAUGCAGCUAAGCAUGGCUGGGAGCUUGAAAAAGACGCAUGCCUUUUCAGAAACUGGGCCAUUCAUACUGGAAGGUAUAAAAAGGGUGAAAUACAGCCUGAUCCUAAAACAUGGAAGGCAAAUUUUCGCUGUGCUAUGAAUUCAUUACCUGACAUUGAAGAGGUGAAAGACAAAAGCAUCAGCAAAGGUUCUAGUGCAGUCCGGGUCUACAGGAUGUUGCCACUUUCAGCAAAAUCACAGAAGAAAGAAAAGAAGCCAAAGUCCUCAAAAAUCAAGAAUGGAAGAAAGUCUGUGGAAGAUAUCAAGAUAGAGGAGACAGUUGAAGCAACAAACAACAUUCUGCUACCAGAUGACCACAGAGGUUAUUCUCGUCCCAGUUAUCUAACAGAGGAAAGGGAGGCAGAGAGCACCUCCAUCAUACCAGAUUCUCAUGAACUCUCCAAAUGUGACUUAAGCAAUACUCUGACUGAUUGGAGAUCUCCAAUGGAUAUGCUCCUGCCUGACAGCACGAACGACAUGUACCCAUUUCAAGUAUCGCCUAACGCAUCCUGCUCUGAUGCAGCAGAUGAAGAUGAUACACCAUCAUCCAUCUAUUUCUCGCAAUUUAACGUCACCGACUGGCAGCAAACCUUCGUGGGUGGGAAAGGCUAUUUCAGCAAUGAGAGCGGCACACAAAAUAGCUACUUGGACAUUAUCUUAGAGCAGGAUGCAGCCAUUGAUACAACAAGCGCAGAAUCUAUUCAAACUGAUGUGAGAACCAAUCUGGACUCAUUUUGGGAGGCACUGCCGUUAACUGUUUUGCACCCCAUAUCUUGCUAAUGUAAAUUCCCUUUUAUUUUAUUUUGUUUUGUUCACUGUGAAGCCUGCAUUCAGAAUUUCUCUGGAUGUCUGCAACUGAGAAGCUCCUAGUCAACAAAAUAUUGAGUUUCAAAACAAAACCUAUUUGGUAGAAUUUUGUGCUCUUCAGCUGCUUGACUACAUCAUGAGUGAAUUCAGUCAUCUUUGCUCCUUUCUCUCCACUCAAAUAAUUCACAUGAUCAUUGCCGUGAACAAAGAGAAAGGGAAUUUUGAGCCUGCAACAUACGGACAUACGUUUUCAUCAUAACCAUAAUGUACAGUUGACAUUAUUAUGUGUGUGCAAAAGCAGUUCAGCCCUAUGUUUUUGCAUUCAACCAUAUAUUUCCAUAAGGAUCUUUCCUGCUUUUGAUUUCCAUAGCACAUCUUAGCAACAGUUCAAUUCCCCAUUUUUGUACAUAGUUUAAGAUGUGAAAAUCAGAUAUCAAUUUUGCAUUCUAGUCAGUUACUCUUAGGACAGGUUUCUGGUUUCAUUGUAAAUGACAUUCCCCACACAAUUGUCAUAUCAAUAUUUCAGGUUGAUAAUGGGUUUGGAAUUCCCUCUGCUGAAUGAUGCAACUGCCAAUUUAUAUCACAUGACUAACAACAGCCAUCUUCCCGGAUUGUUCUACAAGUUCAUAACAUUUCUUGCAGUACAUGUUCAUUUAUACCUUGUCUCACCAAAAGAUAGAAGCUCAGUUGUGACCCAGUACCUCUCUUCUUCCUGUG